Platichthys flesus (European flounder) is the source of this 2103-nucleotide messenger RNA. Its product is annotated as THAP domain-containing protein 6-like. The record is from RefSeq and is a predicted model, not a curated record. The transcript is spliced from 6 exons. Lineage: Eukaryota; Metazoa; Chordata; Actinopteri; Pleuronectiformes; Pleuronectidae. Bases 149 to 742 code for a protein of 197 amino acids.
UCCUACCAAGUGACUACCAUAUAUAUGGUGACUACAACUAGAGAGCAAACCCCUUCGUUGAUAAGAAAGUGCGUCGUUCGAUUUAAAAAAGUCGUAUCGCAGUCUGAAGAGCGAUACGAUAACAGUGGACGCAGGAGCACGGGAGCGAAUGUGGAGGAAAUUGCUGUCUUUAUUGCCAGUGAAGAUGCCAGACUUUUGUGCAGCCUACGGAUGCUCCAAUCACCGUUGUCUCGAAACGAGAACCCGUGGGAUCACCUUUCACCUGUUUCCCAAAACCGGAGAGAGGAGGAGGAUGUGGGAGGUUGCCCUAAGAAGGGACUGUUUUGCUGCCUCUGACAGGACACUGCUCUGCAGUGAGCACUUCAGGAGAGAGGACUUUGACAGGACGGGGCAGACUGUCCGGCUUAAAGAUGGUGUUGUGCCAACCAUUUUCAACUUUCCAGCUCAUCUUCAAAGGUCGUUAGCAAAAAGAAGCGCAACCACUUCUAGUAGAGCGGAUGACUGCCUGCCAAAGGACUUGAUGCCUGAUGUUGGAGCCACUGGAGAGAGGAGAUUGGCGCAGGCCACUGACCACUUGUAUGCAUUGCCUGCUUGCCCUAAGGCUAUAAAGGCCAAACUGGAAGAAGCCUCAGCGAGAGUGAGGAAACUGCAGCGAGAGAAGAGUAAUGCCUUGAGGAGAGAAAAGAGGGCCAAGAACAGCAUGCAGGCCCUUCUGGAGGAAAGUGGUGAUUUCCAAAGAUGAAUGUGCUGACCCAGAGCUGGACAGGAUUGGCAGCGACAUUGAGGAUGGGGGGCUGGACCUCACCCUCCCAUUUCAACCCAUCACUGCCUACGUGGCCGACAAGAAGGAGAUGCUACGGCAGUGUCUCCUCGUGCUGUGGGAGAAGAAGCUGCGGAAGAUGCUGCCUGAUGAGCUCAUCUUGUGCUGAUCUUGUUUGUUCAACCUUGAAGUUACAAUCGGGAAGAUUUCGGCGCCGGUUGUUUUGAUGAUGCCGCUGGUCGGUAAUAACUGGUGCGGAUUAAUACCACACCAGACACAGAGGGAGCAGUUAUGUCAGGAGAACAACAAAAGAGGAGCUGGUGUGCUGUAUAUAUUUGUAUCAGACUUAAGUCAAGUUAAAACUGGCAUGCUGGAAUCAGUCCUUCAUGUAUACAUACACUGAUUUACUCCAGGAUGAUCGGGUCAUGUGGCAGUCAGUCAUCUGCUCCAAAACCUAUACAUCGAUCAGAUGGUUGUUGUGGACGAUCCAAUAUUCCGCCAUUAAAAAAAGUUACGGCAAUGGCCCAGUAUUUGUUUUGCCAAAGAUUUAUUUUUCCAGAGAUUAUUUAGGGCAUUCAACUGUUCAGAGCACCCACAGCAACACAUAGCAGCACCUGUUGUUACAGGGGUUUACUUUAGCCAAGAAGGUAGCAUUUGAAUUUACUUUAACUUUAUGGACUCUAUAUUCACAGCAGCGGCAGCAGGGUUGUACCCCCGGUGCACUUUAGCAUGUCUUAUUCAGACCACAGUGGACUCUCUCUGCAGGUAUAAUCAGAGCGGAGAGGCUGUACUGUAGCACUGUUUUGCAAUCCGGCCGGUUCAGCUCACCCCCACUUUGUAGUGACCCGCGCUCCUGACGAGCCGCAGUGCCUACAGACACCGGCGUGUUUAAUGGACACCUCCAGCUUUCUUUACCCGAGGCAGCCACUGUGUACACACCGCCUUGUUUUCGCACUCCUCUAACAAGCUGCUGAACUGCACCGCAGAGAAAACGGUUGCUCAAGUGAGAACAAUUGAUAUUUGAGUUGUGCUGAAUGAGGGAAGCAGGGGAGCUGCUGUGCUGUGAUCCUGAGCCAAAAGGAAAAGCGAUUUGUUCUUCGGCUGCAUUACUCAGUGUGUUCAUGCUAUUAGUUGUUUUUAAGGAGAUGAUUAAAAGCUGUUAAAUGGAAAUAUCUAUCCAAACAACCCUCUGUGUUUUCUUCUGCUACAGUCACUAAGGAUGACAUGGUUUAUUUUCAACCAUUCAAUCUUUAUAAAGCAACAUGUUCUCCGAAGUAGAGGCACUACUACCUGCUUUUUUAUUCCAGCAUACUUUGUUUGAAAUAAAAUCACUAUGCCCUUUC